Hemibagrus wyckioides is the source of this 3231-nucleotide messenger RNA. Its product is annotated as adenosine receptor A2a-like. Gene Ontology annotation, cellular component: membrane. Gene Ontology annotation, biological process: vasodilation; G protein-coupled adenosine receptor signaling pathway; adenylate cyclase-activating G protein-coupled receptor signaling pathway. The transcript has 3 exons. Gene Ontology annotation, molecular function: G protein-coupled adenosine receptor activity. The coding region runs from base 303 to 1319 and encodes 338 amino acids. NCBI's taxonomy places the organism in Eukaryota, Metazoa, Chordata, Actinopteri, Siluriformes, Bagridae. The record is from RefSeq and is a predicted model, not a curated record.
AUUCAUCCCUUGCUGUUUGUUAGUGUGCAUGAGUCUGGAUCUCAUAGAACAUAGAGUGGUCAAAACAGAAGAGUCAGCUGGACCGCUGCAACGGAUAUAUAUCAAAUCCUACGUGACUUAAAUCGGAUAAAUGAUUCAUACGGAUAUAUCACAUCCUAGAAAAGUCUAUUACGCCUCUAAUUGCUUGGACUCUGUGGACCUUCAGAUGCAAGCCACAGGGAAGAACAUCAAGACAAAAGAAAAUACGUUUCUCCAAGCCAUGACUCUGCACUGGAGCUGAGGAGGUCCACUUGACUGGAACUAUGAAUAGCUGCUUGGUGGUUACUGCGAAUGGAUCAACUCAUACAGUCAUCCCUCCCAAGCAAGAGUUUUUUCACGGAGCUUACAUCGCGGCUGAAGUGACUAUAUCCAUUCUGGCUGCAUCCGGAAAUCUACUGGUUUGCAUUGCAGUGGGGUGCAACAAGAAACUCCGUACCGUCACCAACUACUUCUUGGUUUCUUUGGCAGCAGCUGAUUUCUUUGUAGGCACACUGGCCAUUCCCUGUGCUAUUAUGACAGACCUGGGUUUCCCCCACAAUAAUAUAUACCUGUGCGCUACUAUUGUGUACAUGCUUAUCACGCUAACCCAGAGCUCUGUCUUCAGCCUGCUAGCGAUAGCCAUUGAGCGCUAUGUAGCGAUCCUGAUGCCGUUCCACUACCAGAGGCUCUUGAAGCCAAGGAACGCUAGGCUGGUCAUACUGUUAAUCUGGAUUCUCGCUUUCCUUUUGAGCUCAGUGCCACUGCUAGGCUUUAAGAACCGAUCCAGACACAUCAGCUACUGCUUCUUUGUCUGUGUGGUGGACAUUGAAUUCAUGGUCUACUUCAACUUCUUUGGUUGCGUUCUAGUUCCCCUGUUGACCAUGUUUUUCAUUUAUGCUCACAUCUUCAUAACCGUGAGGAGGCAGGUGAGGCGGAUCGCAGCAUUACGAAGUGCAUUAGAAGCGCAGGCUAGGCACAAUUCAGCCAUGAGACGUGAAGCGAAAAAGGCCACGUCCAUUUUCCUGCUCAUCUUCCUUUUUGUGCUUUGCUGGAUGCCAAUUCACAUUUUGAAUUGCUUGCAGCAGUUCUGUCCACACUGCACAGUGCCAUUGCCACUUAUUUUGACAGCAGUCAUCCUAUCCCAUGCCAAUUCGGCUAUUAACCCUCUGCUCUAUGCCUAUAGGAUGAAAUCAUUCCGUCAGGCUUUCAAAGGCAUUUUCCUUUGUUGUCGAGUUACUCCUCCACUGUCUGAUACUACUGACAGCAUUGCGACUUCCAAAAAGAACACAAACGCGAGAUAAUAUAUGCAUGUGCAACGGUACUCUCACUUAGAAACUACUUAUAAGGAGAAAUAAAAGUACAUACACAAAAGAGCUUACAUUAUCGUGCUUGGGAAGUUUAUGUUGUGUGUUCAAGUGUCAGCAAUGCUGUUAUUCAAAAGUCUGUAAGUAUAAAUAUUAGAGAUAUUACUGAAUAUGAAUGCAUUGUUAAGACCGAACAGAUAACGCAUGCUAAAUGAAUACAAAUCCAGAUAAGACUGACAAAAAGGUCAUUUAUUUAAUAAUAGGAUCAUAAUAGGGUCUACAGGAAUCAGGAAAAUAUACUUUUAAUUUCCUGUGCUGUGUGCAAAAACAUGCUCAAGUAUGAAACACAUGGGACAAAGAUCAUUAUAGUUAACCUGAAUUUGUAGUGGUCCUUGCUAAGUGUCUGGUUAGGUCUAAAUUAUGCCACAGGUAUAUAUUUAUUUUUAUAUGCUUAUCUAUCCAUCCAUCCAUCCAUCCAUCCAUGUUCUGUACCGCUUAUCCUAGGGUCCAGGGUCACUGAGAACCUGUAACCAGUCCCAAUGGAAAUCGGGGCACGAGGUGGGGGACACCUUGGACAGGGUGCCAACCCUUCACAGGAUUACAUGCUUAUGUUUUGAAAUAUAGAACCAAUGAAGUUCUGGGCUGUUCAGUACUCAGGAGUCCAUAUACCUUUUGAAAUAUAGUGUAUAAAUAGGUCAAGUGAUUCUUUUUACUCAAGUCAAGUUCAUUAACAUCAUAUGAACUGGAGAUCUAUUAUUCUGGCUUUUUUUGUCUAGAUUUUAGCUUCUAGCUCCACAUGGCAUCUGAUUGAUACUAUUUAUGAACCUGAGUGAUGUAACUAAGGUUGAGGAACCAGUUCAGGAGUUGAAAAGAGGUUAUGUUAAAAGAUUUGUUCCACAAAAUGCUAUUGUUACAGUUUGUAAUGUGCAAUAAAGUAAUAUAUAUAUAUAUAUAUAUAUACAUAUAUAUACAUACAUUAAUCUUGUUUUUUAUUAUAAAAUGAAGGAUUAGAUAGAAAAUGAAUGGAAGAGAAACUUAUAACCUCUGGUUCACUGUAUCCUGCCUUACAUGACCUCUCAUUAAUUGUGUAUAGAGAUAUUAUGAGGAGAAAUAAAGCUGGUGAGGAAGUAGCAAAGAUGGUUGGUGCCUCUGAAGUUUACCGUUUCUAUAGCAACUUUGUGUAGUCUUGUGUUGCCUUAUUACUUCUGCAUUAAUAUACACUAUAUAUGUUUGUUAGGUAAAAUUACCUUGUACAUAAAUUAAUAUGCAAUUUAUUUAUAUGCACUGCAAUGACAAGGAUGCUCAACUAUAUAAUGUAAGAUUUAAUGUAAAUUUAAUUAAAAAAAAAAGUACACCUUGUGAUUUUUAGGAAUUAACAUCAUUUUCUUCGGCCAAAUUCAACUGCACGGAAGCACAAAGUGUUCCAGCUUUAUUUUGUCUUAUUUAUGCAAGUGAUAAUAUUCCCAGGUGCUAAUAUAGGGAAAUAAUCAGCGACGUAUGGAAUGGUUUAUUUUUCCUUUAUGUAUCAAAGUUUCUUAUGAAUUUUUUUUCACCGAUUUUACGUUCAUAAAAACGGCCAUAAACUUAUCGAAGGUAAAUAGAGAGUAAAUUCACACCCGUGAGAGGACAACAGUUGACCUUUAUUACCCUUUAACAAAGCAAGAGACGAUGCUGUGACUUCUUUUCUUAGCUCCAUGCCGACUUAUACAAGUAAAGGAACCAGAAAUUCAGUUAGUUAAAAAAUAAAAUACAAUCAGUUACCUGGAAACAAGUUUCACAGUUAAAAGAGAGAAAAUGUGUGAUCUGAACUCCAGCGGCUGUUUUAAAAAAAUUCGAUCCUUGUGCGCUUCGAUCAAAUGUGUUGCUUCUAUCAAAUGUGUUAAACUUGCUUCAAAAGUGCUUGAGUUAC